ACUGAACGGAACUCAAAAAGGAGCGCCUCUCUAACUGUUAGUGUGCGUGCACUCAGAAACUGUAGAACAGUUCCCCGUCUUGGGACGGGUGUGAGAAGAAAACUGUUUUAAUUUCCAGUUUCGGUGAUUCUUCAUAGUAAAGGAUCGCCAAACUACAAGGUUGCUACGUUUGGCAAGUCAUAGCCAAUGCUCAUGAAGGUCAAAUCUGAUGUUCCAAGGAUCACUUUGAUUCGCUGAGUGGAAAUUUCAAAUUGAAAGUAUUAUCUAAAAGUGGCCGGAAACCUAUAUGAGAUCAUCAUGUGAAAAAUUCAUUAUGCUUCGAUUGUUUCAAUGUAUUGCAACUGAAAAGUAUAGCUGGAAUCCAAGGUGGAAUAUUUCGAUCACAGAUUGGAAAGGUGCACAGGAAAAGGAGUCUUCAAAUUUUCCUAGAAAAUGAACUGAAAUUUUCCAUGUAUAUUGAAACCAAUAACAGAGAAUUAAAAAUGCAAAUAAAUCAGAUAUUUCCUUGAGGAUCUUGAAAUUUUAUCUUUCAUUCUAACUGAAAGGAGGAAAAAAAGAUUAAAACUAAUAAAGAACGCGUCAGACGUUUACCUCGGUAAAGCGGCGAUUACUUUUGAUAAACUGCUGCCUAUCUUCAACCGAAAUUACUUUUGCGGGACUCUUUCAAUGACUCGGUUUGCUGUGUUAUCACCAGUUUGAAGAAGACUAGCACCUCUGAAGGACUUUAUAUACAGAAUUGUGGUUAACAGCCGGAGGAUACUAAAAACUUUGACUCUAAAUUACUUUUUUUCCUUUUUUGCUUUAAAAUGCAAAGGUGUUUCACGAAUGAGUUUAGUGAGAGCUCCAUACUCUUUCAGAAUGAAUAUUUUUUGAUACAAGAAAAGAUACUCUUUAUGGCACGAUUUGAAAACUCAAAAGGUGAAUCUUCAAAUGCUGGAAUAUUUUUUGUUUCCAUUUUUGAAGCUGCAUAAAUGGAAUGAGUAAAUUUUCAUUUUCCUAAAGGAUUUUCAAGAUUUCAUAUCAAGCUACAUUUAAACUGUGAAGCAAUGUUGUUGAAAACGCAUAUUCUAGGUAAAAAAUUUUGAUUAUGUGUUUUUAGUCCAUGGAUUCUCAUGGAAUAAACUGUGAUUCUUCUGAUUCACUGCAGUAAAAUUAUAUAUAUAUAUUCAGCCAAUUUCUUUCAUUUGCUGCCAAGAUAUUUAUCUUCAAUACAUCUUUUUUAAAAACAGAAAUCUUUGAAAGAAAUUUAAUAAUGGAUCAGAAUAUUAGAUUUCGCGUCAAAAAAUUCUGAAAUCGAAAAUCUAGAAAUUUUCCUUCUAGAUUGGUGAAAUAAACUUAUUCCAGAGCUCUAGACAACUCUUCUCGGUUUGUAUUAUCCCAAUUACUAAAACUUUUUAAAUACAAAAACAAUGUAAAUUAAGUCAACAUCUAUUUUCAUUUUGUGCAUUCCAUCUUUUAUAAUACUGGUUUGGAUACAUUUCAUAAAAACUGCAACUGUUGCUAAAAUAAAAACAGCAAUGGAAAAUUUGACUGAAGUUUUCACUGUUCUCCUUCUACAUGAUCUUGCCAAUUUUACAAAUGGAACAAUGGCACAUGUCGACGAGGAAUUAUACGAUAUAGUAGAUGCUCCAACCGUACCGAAAGCUGUUGAAGCCCUCAUGUAUAUCAUGUACAUUGUCAUUUCAGUUGCAGCCAUUGGAGGCAAUGUAAUAGUGUGUUAUAUUGUAUUUGCUUAUCAAAGAAUGCGAUCGGUAACAAACUUUUUCAUUGUCAACCUAGCAGUUGGUGAUAUCUUAAUGGCAAGUUUAUGUAUACCAUUUGGUUUUGUAUCCAACUUGCUGUUGCAAUACUGGCCAUUCGGAGCAGUCAUGUGCGUCGUAGUAAGCUACGCACAAGCAGUGUCUGUAUUCAUCAGUGCGUACACAUUGGUAGCUAUUAGCUUCGAUCGCUACAUUGCCAUUUUGUAUCCUUUAAGACCUCGCAUGACCAAGCUGCAGGCGAAGCUUAUUAUAGUGUUAGUGUGGUUCGUAGCCCUGCUGACCCCUUUGCCAACUGCUAUCAUGUCUAAAUUGGAACAACCACAGGAUUGGAUUGAUCGGAACUUAACAGAUCGGUUCACCUGCAUGGAAGCAUGGGAAUCUAACACACAGAGAUAUCAUUACAGCAUGGCUCUCAUGAUUUUGCAGUAUUUCUUCCCAUUGGCAGUGCUCAUCUAUACUUAUACAAGAAUAGCUAUCGUGGUCUGGGGGAAAAGAACGCCUGGUGAAGCCCAAGAUGCAAGAGAUCAAAGAAUGGCAGCUUCAAAGAGAAAGAUGGUAAAAAUGAUGAUCACCGUAGUCUCUGUGUUCACACUCUGCUGGCUGCCUCUGAACGCCCUGAUAGUAGCAGGCGAUGAGCACGACAUUAUAUGGCAGUUCUCCCACAUCCACUACGUAUGGUUUGUGUGUCACUGGCUAGCCAUGAGCAGCACAGCUUACAAUCCCAUUAUCUACUGCUGGAUGAACUCGAAAUAUAGGGAUGGAUUCCGACAGGUGUUCGUGCGAUUGUUGUGUCUACCAGGCCGUAAGAAAGGAUUCAAGACUUCUUUGAACAGAAACGGUUUCAACAGAUACAACACCACGAACACCAUCUACACCAGCAUUCGUUCCUCUGGAACACACAGAGGUUCGCAGUGCUCCAGCCAUCGAGGCUCCAUAGUGAAAGGACACAAAAGUUGUGCCAGGACAGAAAGUGGCAAUGUAAGUCUCAGUGUCGAACCGAAGGAAAACACGUCAUUAGCACCUAAUGGAUUCUCGACGAGCAACAUGACAGACUCUACUGUUUGAUUUCACCAUUGAUGUAAAAUUUGUGAACGCACAUGCAUUUAUUUCCCACACAGUGUGUUAUUUCUAGCUUCAGGAAUGCUUAACAUGGUUUAGAGUUCUCAAUGUCAUCACACAGUGAUAAAGUUCAUGCCUUUAACGCAAAAAAAUGAGAAAAAAAUUUCAUAAUGUCUUGCUCGAGUGCAAUUUGUCGAAAAUGAAAUAAUUUUUAAUUUUAAUUUCUUUUAAAUAUGUCGAGCUUUUAGAACCACUGGUUGAAAUAAAAUAGCAAAACUAUUGCAAAUUUCAAGCGUUUUAUCCAAAAGAUUUGCAAAACUAAUUUCCUAGUUCUUUGCAUAGCAGUAAUCAUUAAAUUAUUAAGAAUAUAAACGAAUACAAAGCGUUUAAUGGAUGUGUAGUUUUAUUUAAAAUCAGAUAUUUUUAGCUAUUACUCCAUUUUUGAAUAUUUCCAAACUAUGCCAGUGGUAUUAAAAACAAACUAAAAUCUUUUUUUCCUAUGCAAUAAUGAAAAUCACAUAUGAGUUUCAACGUGGCUUUGAAAAAGAAUUAAUUUAAUAUUGAUAGCAAAAUUAAAUCAAGACCAACUUCUGUUUGUGUUUUUGAUAUUUGAUUCACAUUUCACUUUCAGAAUACCAUCUUCAUUUUAAAUAUACAAUAUGAUCUGAAACUGAGUGAGAUAAAUAAUUAGAACAUAACUGCAAGCAUAACGGAAAAUCGUUUAACUUUCCAAUAGGCUUUUAAAACAAGUUUUAACCGGUCAAAUCUGAUAAGAAAAAUGAAUAAAUAAACAUUCAAAUUACAGUCAUGUUAUAUCCAAUUGUUUCUGAAUUGUCUUGUAAAUAACCUAUAGUCUGUAAUAACUCAAGCUGAUUGCAAGUAUAAAGCCACAAGAUACCACAUAACAAAUGAAUGAAUUUUUACAGGGUUCUACAUUUCCCAGGAGCUAUAGUUCCAGCUCCAUCAAAUGGAAAAACUUAAUAAUAUUAAUGCACUGUUUAGAAGCAUCACGAUGACUAUUUUAAGAUGAACAGUUGAAGAGGGUGUGAGCUGAUAUCCUAUUUCUUCAAUCUCCUUCAUCGCAUCAAGUGAUGACAUUUGACUUUCAAUGGCAAAUUUAACACACAUCAGACCUUCAUAUACGUUGGAACGUCAGAGAAUUUGAAUUUAGAAUUUGCAAAUCUCCGACACCAAUACCGAAACCAUAAGGUCAUAAGGUAUAAUGUAAGAUGACAUGAAAAAUCAUUCGUUUUAAUAAUAAACUUUCAAUAUAACUUUGCUUAAUAUGAAAACUGAAUUUUUAUAUAUCAUAACAGUUGAUAAAUGUGCAUUAUAGAAAUAUUCAAAAAUUAUUUAUUUUUGAGAAAAAUACACUACGAAACUUUUCUUUACAGUUAAGUAAAAGCGUUAUUUAAAAUCCCCAAAAUUCUUUAUCUUAAACAAAUAUUGAUGUAGUAAUCGUGAUGACUUAAGCGCUAGGCUAUAGAGUUUAAUAGGUUUUGUUUCAGAAAAGGAUAACUAUAAGCCAUUUUUUUCAUUUUGAUCUUUUUAUACAUUUAAUAAUUUUAAGCGCUAAAUUUAAUAUAAAAUGUCAAACUUACUAAAUUAGCUGAUGGGCUUUAUUUUUAUAUUUAAAAAGUUUUUAACCGAAAAGGUAUUUUUCCCAAAAAUAUUUUCGAAAGGAAUGUCUGGAAAGACAUUUUUAAAAUGUUUUGCAUUCCUGAAGAAGGAAUUAAAAAAAAAUAUUUGUCUUUCUAAAUGUAUUUUAUUCUUGUGAUUGAUAUUAAACUGUGUUUUAUGUGAAUCAUAACCAGAGUUUUAGUUUUAAUUCAUGUAAUAGCACAACUUGCAUUUAAUUGUUCGUUAAUUGUGGACGCACAUUUCAUUAUUAUUUUAAAGUUUUCCGUGUAUUCUUAAAUAUCUAAAUAUUUCAUUCAUGCAUUUUUAAUAUUGUAAAAUUAUACAAUUCAAAUAUAAAAUCAUCUCAGUAGAAAGAACAUACUAUUUGCUUUCAUGACAGCGCCAUUAAUUAUAUUUUCUUUCAUUCAUGCUGUUUUGGACGUUGAAAAUAAUAAUAUUACUUAUCAUUGCACUUUUCA
Molecule: messenger RNA, 4918 nt
Organism: Argiope bruennichi
Lineage: Eukaryota; Metazoa; Arthropoda; Arachnida; Araneae; Araneidae
Product: RYamide receptor-like
Exons: 6
Coding region: 1518-2825 (435 amino acids)
Biological process (GO): neuropeptide signaling pathway
Cellular component (GO): membrane
Molecular function (GO): neuropeptide Y receptor activity
Source: RefSeq, a predicted model, not a curated record